UUAAUUCUAACUCUGUGCGAUGAUCGUGAUGGUGAAACGUGAUUUUGCGACUGUGACUGAUCAGUGCAACUGGAGAAGAGUUUAGGAAAAAAAAACAUUUCAAGCACAUCUUCGAUCCGAUCAUAAAUUACGAUGAAUUUUAUGUCUUAUGGGAAAACAGCACGAUCAGCUGGUGGCGCUCGAAACGCUUUCAUUCCUGAAAAGUACUGGGCACCAACGGCACCGAAGCCAAUCAAUCGCCAUGAUUCAUUUUUCAAGCCUCAGCAGGAAGAUUUCGAGGAAAAUACCCCAAGGCCAAGGAACAUUGAAUCACAUGAUGACACCGUACUCACCAUUAAAGCUACGUCUUUCUUCAAUCGUGACGAAUCUACGCUCUAUAUGGCCAUAACUGAAGGACGUGGAAAUGCAUCCUGUGAAGUUGGAAUUGCCGCUAUUGACAUAAAGAGACCCGAGUUAAUCAUGAGUCAAAUCAGCGAUAACUUUUGGUACACCGGACUUUUGACGAAAAUAGCAAUUUUGUCUCCAACCGAGAUUCUCAUGCCGCAAGCUCUGAUUAAUUCAAGCAAUUCGUCUAAGCUGUACCUGUACAUAAAGCACACUUACCCAGACGUACCCAUUAGAGCGGUACCACGUCGUCAAUUUAACGAUAGAACAGCUCUCGAGAUCAUCGAUCACAUCCACAACACAAAGUAUAAAAGCAUCCGGGACAUGAUUGCAAAGAAAUACUAUGCACUGACUGCAUCUUCUGCAUUGUUGCAGUAUCUGGAAUGCAUUAUGAACUGUAGCUUUGCGCAGAACAGCUUAAAAAUUCGCUAUGAAUCGAAGUACGGUUGCAUGACGAUUGAUCUGGACACAUCACAUCACUUGGAAUUACUUUAUCCAACGUGUAAGACGAAGGAACAGCGGGCCUGUUUAUUCGGUGUGCUGAACUCGUGCGUAACAGGCAUUGGAAAGAGGAAUUUGCGAGCGCAGAUCCUUCAACCGAGCUGUGAAUUGAAGCAAAUCAUCAGGACGCAAGAAUGCAUUAAAGAGCUGUACGGAAAUCAGGAUCUGUUCAUAGCAUUGGAGGCGAUCUUAACGAAAUUCCACUCAGUGGACAAACUGAUGAAAUUUGCUGUCGUCAGUACAGCGAGUGACACGCCAAAUUCAUCUGAAACAAUGAUCAGCCAAAUCUUGCAACUGAAGGCCUGCCUGGAACAUAUCCCCGAACUGAAUCAUCUGAUAGCGACGAUCAAUAACACAUACUUUGACGACAUGAAGCUGGUGUUGGUGAACACAGCAUACAAAGAAAUGCUCGACGAAAUAACAACCGUGAUCCAUCCCAAUGUUCAGAUCACUGGCGGAACGACACAGUUCUUUCAGCGAUUACAUGCCGUGAAUCCUAACAUCAGUUCGUAUUUGGAUUUGAAUCGGGAAAAUUACACGAAACUGGUGGACAAAAUUAAUGAAAUAAUUGGCAAUCUGUCGGGUUCGCACAAUCUUCCAUUUCGUAUGAAGUUCAUCACAUCGAAAGGCUUCCACAUUCAAUUAACCGUGCCGAAAAACAGUACAUUUCCUCAGUUACCAAGUACGUUUGAGGUGCUAUCGAAGACAAAGAACUCCAUAAAUCUUACGACCACCGAACUGCGAAUGCUGAACGUACGAAUGUCUGACGUUGUCGAACAGAUUCACAUCGAAAGUAACAGAAUCAUAACAGAGUUGGUGAACUCAAUUCGACACAAUAUGGCACAUCUCUAUGACCUGUCUGGUCUCAUUUCGUCAUUGGACAUCAUGCUGUCGUUAACAAAGUAUAGCAUCAAUUCGAAUGGUUGCUGUCCGACUUUUAGCUCGGAGAUGAAUGUUAUCGAUGGAAUUCAUCCACUUCUGGAAUAUAAUCGAUGCAAGACGACGCCCGUACCCAAUGGAGUGAUUGCCAACAGUGAGUACCACUUUUUCGUGAUAACUGGUCCGAACAUGGGAGGAAAAACGAUUUAUUUGAAAAUGAUUGCGAUGCUGCAAAUCUUGGCUCAGCUUGGAUGCUUCGUUCCGGCUAGAACGGCUCAGUUUCGUUUAACCGACAAAAUAUUGAGUCGGAUCGGAUUCGGUGAUCGCAUUGAGUGCAAUUUGUCGGGUUUUGUUUUGGAAAUGCGAGAGACCGAGUACAUUUUCAAGAACAUCACACCGAACAGUCUUGUGAUAAUCGAUGAAUUGUGCAGGAGUACAAAACCAGAAGAAGGGGAAGUGUUGGCUUGGGAUAUUUGUGAAAGAUUCAUCCGAUUGAUUGGCGUUUCCAAUGACGGACGGUAUUUUGAUGAGUCUGAGGCUUCCAGCACUUCGAAAUCGUCCAAUAAGUCGUUAAAACUGAGCUCCAUAACGUCGCCGUUCAUUUUCUUCGUGACACACUUUGACUCCAUAACGAAGCUCCAGGACAAAUUCUUAAGUGUUGUGAAUCUUCACUUUUCGGCCACAGAGGAAGUAAUUGAUGGAAAGAAUCACCUAACCUACACAUAUCGCAUUGAGGAUGGUGUGAAUCAGAUCAAGAAUUAUGGAAUAUCGCUGGCCCAAUAUAUGAACUUCCCGCCUGAUGUCAUUUCGAGGGCCAUGGUCAUAUCCGACGAAUUGCGACAGAAGCAAUUGCCCGAUCGACUGAACAAGUCCAAUGUCAUGGGGAAUAACUCGUCUAUGAACAGGCGUUCAACCUACCGAUCUACCAUAUUGGAAACAAGUACAUCCGAACAUUCCCACCUGCUUCGACUGUUUUACAACCUCUAUGCGGAUAUGGUUUCGAUAAAUCGAAUGGAAAUUUCGACCGAAGAAAAGCGAGAUUUGCUUACGCAAAAAAUGAGAGAACUGGCAGAUGAACUGCCGUCGCAUAUUCUAGAAAUGGCGAAGAAAGGAACCUUGUUUGACCUGUUCAAGCGUACACCAAAUGUGCCUACACAUUUGUGGACACCACCGGAAAGCGAAUUUAUUCAUGAAGAACCACUGCAAACGAACGUGGCUUCUCAGUCGCUGCGCAAUGAAACCGAUUUUUCACUUCUGUCCCAGCACAGCAUUGCUCGUCGAGUGAAUUUGGAACGGCAAGAUAUGUCAGCAGUCACGCCAUUUGCUUCACCCCAAACAUCGAAUGCCAGAAACAGAAGACCGACUCAGCAGCAAUCUAAAGUUCACUUUUUGUCUGAUAGCAUUGAGGAGAUAGAAAAUUCCCAGCUUGGUGAUAGUUUCAGUGGAAAUGCAUACACCGGCAGAAAAGCGGCGGCUACUCCUCCAUUCAUUGACGACGAUCGUAAUUUCAAUUUCAUGGACGCAAGCAUCGACUUUAUCGAUGACGAAUUAACCCAAUACUUCAGAGACAUGAGUCCGAGCCGAGCAGGAACCAAUUUCGAAGAUGAACCAGACACAUCGGAUUUCGUGAUUCCGGAUAUUUUAGACCGAAGCGAAAGAUUCGCAGCCAGUGGCAGAGUGCGAUCGAACCAAAACACAUCGACCGAAGCCCAUCCAGCCACUUCGUCGAAAGAAAUCACGAAAAGCAAAUCCAGUAACAUGAACACAACUCAACGAUCCUCGUCUUCAUCGUCGUCCGGUCUGUUUCGAUUACAAUUGAAGAGUCCGCUGAUAAAGCGGGACAACCGGAUAUUGAAAACUCCACCGAAGAGUACUCGAACCCAAAACGUGUCGCUGGAUGAAUUCACUUUCGGCACUGCGAAGGAGCCUUCCGAGAAACGAUCGACAUCCCGAUUGUCGUUUAACAUGUUCGAUGAGACUGCGUUCUCCGGAGUAGAUAUUCCAACUAUUCCAUCUACCAGCAGCGAUAAAAACUCUGGCGAAUUCAAUGCGGACGAUGUUCCUACCAUCGGAUUUCAGGGCAAUGACAAACAUUAUUCGGAAGAUUCGCCCAGCCAACCGUUUAAGUUGAAUUUGACUCAAUUUUUUUCGAGAGAAAUAUCGGAGGAUCCAUUCUUCCUUCCAUCGCAAGCCAGCCAAACGGAUACCCAACCAACGUUUACCGAACUUUCUGAUGACAUUAUGCCAAUCCAAUCAAAAACCCCGUUCUGCAGUACUACCAAUGCAACCGAAGAUGAGUCAUUUACCUUUUCCGACAUCGCUGCUGCAUACUCCGGUACAGCAAAACCGAGAACUCGACGACCCGAUUACAACUAUGGAAACUGGGUGAGCACAGAUAAAUUGACCACAUUGGGCGAUAUGUCAAUUGUCAGUACAUCGCAAGAGCAGUCCGGAAAUUUCUUCAAUUUUAAUAGCUCCACACAAGAUUCGUCUCAGCGCACAAAUGGUCCUGAUGCGUACAAGUUGAUUGAACCAAUCAAUCAGAGCUACAUCAGAAAGGUUACAGUAGCACCGGAAAUAACACCUCCAACUGCUUUACAGUUCAUUCAGUAUGCAUAUCAGAACCAAUCGGAUGACGAAUCGAUAUCAGAUGAGGAAGAUAUUCACGGCGAAGGAACAAGACCUUCGACAGUAAAAACGGCACCCAUUCCGCAAGGUAAUCAGAUGAAUUUUCAGCAAAAGAAGGCAGCUCAAUGCAAAUUAACAAAGUCUUCGGCUGGUAAUCAAUCAGAAAAUGUAAUGAAAACGGGAAGUGACGUCAUUGAGGAGGUCUCAAAGCAAAAACUAUCGACAGCAUCUUUCAAUACUUCGAUAAGUAACGAUGAAAAUGUGGAGGAUAUCAUUCUACCCGUCCCUCCGGAGUUUUUGUAAGAAUUGAAUUUCAAUAAGAAAUUUACUUUGACUUUGACCAGUUGAACUGGUUGUACCGUAACGAAUUUUUGAGUUGAGAAAAUUGAAUAAAAUUGUUCCUCAUUUUGAUAUCAUUCGU
This is a messenger RNA of Bradysia coprophila, 4813 nucleotides long. RefSeq lists its product as uncharacterized. Gene Ontology annotation, biological process: reciprocal meiotic recombination; mismatch repair. Gene Ontology annotation, cellular component: nucleus. The record is from RefSeq and is a predicted model, not a curated record. Gene Ontology annotation, molecular function: mismatched DNA binding; ATP-dependent DNA damage sensor activity; ATP binding. Lineage: Eukaryota; Metazoa; Arthropoda; Insecta; Diptera; Sciaridae.